Molecule: messenger RNA, 164 nt
Organism: Candidula unifasciata
Lineage: Eukaryota; Metazoa; Mollusca; Gastropoda; Stylommatophora; Geomitridae
Source: the annotation of a GenBank genome assembly
AAUACCUGGCUCGGGAAUGGAAGCUGGUUGCUUUGGUCCUUGACCGGUUGUUCUUCUUCAUCUAUCUCAUUGCUAUUGUGGUGUCCGCAGUCACCUUGUUUCAGACGCCCAUCUUCAAGGUAGGGAUGGAAGAGGUCAAGUCGGGAGAUCCAGGAGCCACCUGA